AUGGGUAAAGUUCACGGAUCCCUCGCCCGUGCCGGCAAGGUCAAGUCUCAGACCCCCAAGGUCGAACCCCAAGAGAAGAAGAAGACGCCCAAGGGCCGCGCGAAGAAGAGAAUAACAUACACUCGACGAUUCGUCAACGUCACAAUGACCGGUGGCAAGAGAAAGGUAUGA
This is a messenger RNA of Cladophialophora yegresii CBS 114405, 171 nucleotides long. Its product is annotated as 40S ribosomal protein S30. NCBI's taxonomy places the organism in Eukaryota, Fungi, Ascomycota, Eurotiomycetes, Chaetothyriales, Herpotrichiellaceae. The record is from RefSeq and is a predicted model, not a curated record. Gene Ontology annotation, cellular component: cytosolic small ribosomal subunit; ribosome. The transcript has 2 exons. Bases 1 to 171 code for a protein of 56 amino acids. Gene Ontology annotation, molecular function: structural constituent of ribosome. Gene Ontology annotation, biological process: translation.